AUGGAAAAUCCGGUUAAAACAUUUCGGGUUCUGGAAUUAUUUAGUGGAAUCGGUGGUAUGCGAAUGGCACUCGAACGUGCUGGUAAAACGUUCGAAAUUGUAUCCGCCAUCGACGUAAACCCUGUCGCGAACGCCGUGUAUAGCCAUAAUUUUGGGACAGAUACUGUCCGCAAUGGUAACAUACUGAGUCUUAGCGCGGAAAAAAUAUCUAAACUUAACGUGGACACGAUUAUGAUGUCUCCUCCGUGCCAACCUUUUACGAGAAAUGGAAAGUUCGAGGAUAUCCAUGAUAGAAGAGCUGAUCCUUUCGUACAUAUUUGCGAUCUACUUGAUCAAAUGCCCAAGAUUGAAUUUAUACUAAUGGAAAAUGUAAAAGGUUUCGAAAAAUCAGAAGCAUGUGCUAUGUACAAGGAACGGUUGAUUCAGGCAGGAUUCCACUAUCAGGAAUAUAUCUUAUCUCCGCAUCAAUUCAGAGUACCCAAUACUCGUCACAGAUACUAUUGUAUAGCAAAACGAAAAAGCAGAAGUUUUAAACAUGCCAGCCAUGAUAUAAUUACAGACCUAGAAAACUAUAGUACGGAGAAUGUGUUGACAGUGGGAGAGCUAAUGGAACAGGAGAUUCCACAAUCUUUUCUUUUGAAAAGUACAACAUUGCUGAAGCAUCUUCCUCUUAUGGACGUUUGUACACCGGACUCAACUAAUUCCAUGUGCUUUACUAAAGCCUACACGCAUUACGCCGAAGGAACUGGUUCUGUGUUCUGUCCUCAUUCUAGAGACGAUUUUGAUAAGAUUUAUGCGAGAGCAAUGGCCGCCGAGAAUGAAGUAGCGAAAGAGGCUUUAUUGCGAGAGCUGCAUGUGCGAUACUUCACCCCGAAGGAAGUUGCAAGGCUAAUGAGUUUUCCCGAAUAUUUCUGGUUCCCAGAGUCUACCACGAACAAACAGCGCUACCGAGUUCUAGGUAAUAGCGUGAAUGUAUUCGUUGUGAGUGUUUUGCUAGAAGAGCUCGAAUAA
Molecule: messenger RNA, 1011 nt
Organism: Anopheles nili
Lineage: Eukaryota; Metazoa; Arthropoda; Insecta; Diptera; Culicidae
Gene: Mt2
Product: tRNA (cytosine(38)-C(5))-methyltransferase
Exons: 2
Coding region: 1-1011 (336 amino acids)
Molecular function (GO): methyltransferase activity
Source: RefSeq, a predicted model, not a curated record